AAUUCAAGUUUCUAAAAUUUUCAGUUGAUCAUGCGCCGCGUACGUGUUAAGAUUAAUCGUUUGUGUAACAAUACUUCGACUCUUACGAUAUCGUGAUAGUGAUAUAAGUUUUAUGAUAAAUUAAAUUUAACUAUGUGUUAUAUCUAACCAGUAUAGUGUCAAUUUGUUUAAAUAAUUAGAAAUGUGAAUUAGUGUCGUAUUGCUACAAAAAUCCAGUUUGUUGAUAAUGGAUGCAAACGCAAAAUAUUACGAGGGCUGUGGGCAGGAAGGACCUAUUCGUUGUAUAUUUCUAUGUGAAUUCCAUCACACUGCAGGCCCCAAAAUUACUUGUCAAGUACCAGAGAACUAUAUUUCUAAGGAUAUUUUCGAUACUGUUAGUCACUAUAUUAUACCAAAAGUGCAAUUACAGAGAUGCACACUUACUGUCACUCUACUUGGCUCUAAAAUACUGGGAUUUCCUGUGAGAAUAGAUAACAAGAAAUAUGCAAGAAAUGCAUUUUAUUUCAAUUUAUGCUUUGUAUGUGAUGCUUGGGCAAGAACUGUACAUCUAGAACCUUUAGUGAAAAAACUUACUGAAUAUCUGUUGUCAAUGGAGUUGGAAACAGAAUGGCUCUCCAAGCAGUCAAUGUCCGGCGACGCAAAAGACUUGGGUUGUCUUAUGAAGCAGGUCAUGCAGGACAUCAACUGUAGGAGAAUGUGCACAUUGACAGUUGGCACGACAACGACCCACCUGACAGUGGUGCGGGUGAACAGCGACCCGGCACCAGUGAAGGACCACCAGGUGCCCGUGUUCCUAUACAGCCGGCAGUCAUUCGUCGCAGACCAGUGGGACUUGACCACCAACCAGAUCCUGCCGUACAUCGAUGGGUUUAACCACGUAUCUAAGAUCGCUGCGUUGACUGAUGUGGAGGUGAGCUUGGUGCGCGCCUGCGUACAGAACCUCGUAUACUACGGCGUCAUCACCCUGGUGCCUAUCUUCCAGUACUGUGCGGUGUACAGCGUGACUCCAAAGUUGCGUCAGUUGACGAGGUGUGCGGGCCUGCAGCGGCAGUGCAUUGAGUUCUGCGCGAGAUCCCCGCGUCAGCUGCCGAAAGUGAACGACCUAUUCGUGAUGUACGCGGGCAUGUCACACGGUAGCACGGUACGCGACUUGUGUCGCCGACUCCGACCGCAGGAUCUCGCCAUCAAUGAGCGCAAGCUUGUGCUCUUCGGUGUACUGGAAGGUCUUAUACGGAGAGUUUACAAGUAUCCAAUAACGCUGAACAACGUGGACACGGCAUCAGUGAGGUCCGACCACAAUCAGAACUUGGUGCGGACGUACAACGGGCUGGUGUGUUUGGACGAGCUGUGCUGUCACGGCGGUCUCUCUGUCACGCAGCUCGAGGAGCAGUUAGAGAGGGACAGUAAUGUCGUCUUUAUCGUUAAAUGACAUAACAUGUUGUCUAAUAUUCAGCUAAAUUGUAAUACGACAAAUUUAGCUGGUCCGGUGAACGACGGUGAAAAUAUAAUAUAAUAGAACCUGUCAAUGUCAAAGGUGCCACAAAAUUCCUUCCGUCCUUAGUGGACUAUAACUGUCAAGUAUACUUUAACUCACUUGAACAGAUAAGUUUGUCUUAUUUGUUAAUAGAGCAAUUUAAAAAAAAA
Messenger RNA from Papilio machaon (common yellow swallowtail), 1644 nucleotides. RefSeq names its product GATOR complex protein NPRL2. Gene Ontology annotation, cellular component: vacuolar membrane; GATOR1 complex. Gene Ontology annotation, molecular function: GTPase activator activity. The coding region runs from base 227 to 1429 and encodes 400 amino acids. Lineage: Eukaryota; Metazoa; Arthropoda; Insecta; Lepidoptera; Papilionidae. The record is from RefSeq and is a predicted model, not a curated record. Gene Ontology annotation, biological process: cellular response to amino acid starvation; negative regulation of TORC1 signaling; positive regulation of autophagy. The transcript has 8 exons.